Molecule: messenger RNA, 3069 nt
Organism: Pteronotus mesoamericanus
Lineage: Eukaryota; Metazoa; Chordata; Mammalia; Chiroptera; Mormoopidae
Gene: CUL2
Product: cullin 2
Exons: 23
Coding region: 386-2623 (745 amino acids)
Biological process (GO): SCF-dependent proteasomal ubiquitin-dependent protein catabolic process; protein ubiquitination
Cellular component (GO): Cul2-RING ubiquitin ligase complex; SCF ubiquitin ligase complex
Molecular function (GO): ubiquitin protein ligase binding; protein-macromolecule adaptor activity
Source: RefSeq, a predicted model, not a curated record
GGGAGGUGGCCGCGGGCACAGUAAUGGCAGCGCUGUGAGCAGGGGAACGCGAGUGACAGCCACCGCCGCCCACCCUCUUCGCCGGGGCUUCGUCUUUCAUUCCUUCAGGCUGCCUCCCCUCCCCUGUCCCCUGUCCCUUGUCCCGCUUCUGCAGAAGAGCGCUGUCUCCUAAGCCCUGCCACCCUCCCUGGACUGGAUUCUGGGCCUCCCCAACCUGGCUUUGGCCGCCCCUCCCUCGGCCCCAUUUUCCUCCGAAGGAAGGAAGGAGAGAAAAGUCAUGUGAAGGAGACAUUGCCAACUUUUUGUUAUACAAUUACACAGUAGUCCCAACCCUGAAGAAAUACUCAGAUAAUUACAGUAGAGAUUUCAACACUAAACUUGCACAAUGUCUUUGAAACCAAGAGUAGUAGAUUUUGAUGAAACAUGGAACAAACUUUUAACGACAAUCAAAGCUGUUGUCAUGUUGGAAUACGUCGAAAGAGCAACAUGGAAUGAUCGCUUCUCAGAUAUCUAUGCUUUAUGUGUGGCCUAUCCUGAACCCCUUGGAGAAAGACUUUAUACAGAAACUAAGAUUUUUUUGGAAAAUCAUGUACGACAUUUACACAAGAGGGUUCUGGAGUCUGAAGAGCAAGUACUUGUUAUGUAUCAUAGGUAUUGGGAGGAAUAUAGCAAGGGAGCAGACUAUAUGGACUGCUUGUAUAGGUAUCUAAACACCCAGUUUAUUAAAAAAAAUAAAUUGACAGAAGCUGACCUUCAGUAUGGCUAUGGUGGUGUAGAUAUGAAUGAACCACUUAUGGAGAUAGGAGAGCUAGCAUUGGAUAUGUGGAGGAAAUUAAUGGUUGAACCGCUUCAGAUCAUCCUUAUCCGAAUGCUGCUUCGAGAAAUCAAAAAUGAUCGUGGUGGAGAAGACCCAAACCAGAAAGUAAUCCAUGGGGUUAUUAACUCCUUUGUUCAUGUUGAACAGUAUAAGAAAAAAUUCCCCUUGAAGUUUUAUCAGGAAAUCUUUGAGUCCCCCUUUCUGACUGAAACAGGAGAGUAUUACAAACAAGAAGCUUCAAAUUUAUUACAAGAAUCAAACUGCUCACAGUAUAUGGAAAAGGUUCUAGGUAGAUUAAAAGAUGAAGAAAUUCGAUGUCGAAAAUACUUGCACCCAAGUUCAUAUACUAAAGUGAUUCAUGAAUGUCAGCAACGAAUGGUAGCAGACCACUUACAGUUCUUACAUGCAGAAUGUCAUAAUAUCAUUCGACAAGAGAAAAAAAAUGACAUGGCAAAUAUGUAUGUCUUACUCCGUGCUGUGUCCACUGGUUUACCUCAUAUGAUACAGGAGCUACAAAAUCAUGUUCAUGAUGAGGGCCUCAGAGCAACCAGUAAUCUUACUCAGGAAAAUAUGCCAACACUAUUUGUGGAGUCAGUUUUGGAAGUACAUGGUAAAUUUGUUCAACUUAUCAACACUGUUUUGAAUGGUGAUCAGCACUUUAUGAGUGCAUUGGAUAAGGCUCUUACAUCAGUUGUAAAUUAUAGAGAACCCAAGUCUGUUUGCAGAGCUCCCGAAUUGCUUGCUAAGUACUGUGACAACUUACUAAAGAAAUCAGCGAAAGGGAUGACUGAGAAUGAAGUGGAAGACAAACUCACCAGCUUCAUUACUGUUUUCAAAUAUAUCGAUGAUAAGGAUGUUUUUCAAAAGUUCUAUGCAAGAAUGCUGGCAAAGCGUUUAAUUCACGGAUUAUCUAUGUCUAUGGAUUCUGAAGAAGCCAUGAUCAAUAAAUUAAAGCAAGCGUGUGGUUAUGAGUUUACCAGCAAGCUACAUCGGAUGUAUACAGAUAUGAGUGUCAGUGCUGAUCUCAACAAUAAGUUCAACAAUUUUAUCAAAAAUCAAGACACAGUAAUAGAUUUGGGAAUUAGUUUUCAAAUAUAUGUUCUACAGGCUGGCGCUUGGCCACUUACUCAGGCUCCUUCAUCUACAUUUGCGAUUCCCCAGGAAUUGGAAAAAAGUGUACAGAUGUUUGAAUUAUUUUACAGCCAGCAUUUCAGUGGAAGGAAACUUACCUGGUUACAUUAUCUCUGCACAGGUGAAGUUAAAAUGAACUAUUUGGGCAAACCAUAUGUAGCCAUGGUUACAACAUACCAAAUGGCAGUUCUUCUAGCUUUUAACAACAGUGAAAUUGUCAGCUAUAAAGAGCUUCAAGACAGCACUCAGAUGAAUGAAAAGGAACUGACAAAAACAAUCAAAUCAUUACUUGAUGUGAAAAUGAUUAACCAUGAUUCAGAAAAGGAAGAUAUCGAUGCAGAAUCUUCAUUUUCAUUAAAUAUGAACUUCAGCAGUAAAAGAACAAAAUUUAAAAUUACUACAUCAAUGCAGAAAGAUACACCACAGGAAAUGGAACAGACAAGAAGUGCUGUGGAUGAAGACCGGAAAAUGUAUCUCCAAGCUGCUAUAGUUCGUAUCAUGAAAGCACGAAAAGUACUUCGGCAUAAUGCCCUUAUUCAAGAGGUGAUUAGCCAGUCAAGAGCUAGGUUCAACCCUAGUAUCAGCAUGAUUAAGAAGUGUAUUGAAGUGCUGAUAGACAAACAGUACAUUGAACGCAGCCAGGCUUCAGCAGAUGAAUACAGUUACGUAGCGUGAUAUUGCCAUCCUCCUGUGAGGGUGUGAGAAGAUCGUUGCCAUCACCAUUUGGUGUGUUCCUGUGGGAAAAAAAGCAGGCCUAUGCCUCCAUAAUUUGGUCAUUCGGCAGCCCCUGUUUUCCUGCUGUUUACAACAUCACCAGUGCCACGUCAUGAGCAUCAGAGAAAAUGCCUAGAGAUAUUUCAAGCUCAUGUCAUUAUGACAUUUCUUAAAACUUUAUUAAAGAAUGAGUGAAGUAUUGCUGAAAUGUGGAAAUUUGGUUGGAUACCAUGCUUUUUCUCCCCUUCACGUUUGCAGUUGAUGUGUUUUUUUUUUAAUGUAUCUUAAAGGACAUAAAAUAAAAAAACUUAAAUAUUGUAAUAUGACAGAUAACCUAAUAAUUGUAUCUACAUUAAAUGACAAACAUGAUAUUGCUGCUUGUCGAAUAAAAAAAUAAAGAAAUAGAA